AUGUCUACAAAUCACGCCCAACUCCCGACAUACACCGACUACGAUGCCAAGCAGCCAUUGCUCGAGACUGGCGCACGUCUCAACGAGGAGAACGAGGUCCUUGUAGUCGGUGACGAUCGCACCUGCGGUCGUAACGGCCAAGGCUUCUUUGGUCGCAUGCGUGCUCGCUGUGCUGCUCGUUGCGCAGCCAAGUAUGGACCUCCAUGCGAGAACGAGAGAUGCGUAAAGCAGGCCAGGAGGAGACGUCGUUUCAGACUGUUCUUCUUUGGCCUUAUCUCUCUCUUCGUGAUCACGCACUUGCUCAAGGGAGCAUAUAUGUUCUAUCGUCUCCCCAAGCACGUCCACUGCCAGGAGAUCACCUCGACCGAGUCCACAUUCGACUAUGCCCUUCCGCGCAGUCUGAUGGUCGACUACUCGCUCACUGGCACCGGAACUACGUCUAUCACCCACUCAUCUGAAAUCCCGUCUGACCAAGUUUCUGUCCGUGUCGAAUUUGAGUCGCUUGAGGAAGACGAAAAGGUCUACCUCUGCGCUGCCCAGUUCAAGAAGCGAUUCCUCGCAGUCGGCGCAUACGCAAAAGAUCACGAGGGUGAUAUUCCAAAGGUCAAGAAGACAACCAUUGUCCUCCCCGAGGAUGCCAAGGCUCCGAGCAUUCGGUUUGGCACCAAGAAGGCUGGGAGAUGCGCUGAGAAGAUGGUCAGGAAGAGGAUCACUUUGGAUUGA
Serendipita indica DSM 11827 is the source of this 723-nucleotide messenger RNA. Lineage: Eukaryota; Fungi; Basidiomycota; Agaricomycetes; Sebacinales; Serendipitaceae. The record is from the annotation of a GenBank genome assembly.